Molecule: messenger RNA, 1539 nt
Organism: Arabidopsis lyrata subsp. lyrata
Lineage: Eukaryota; Viridiplantae; Streptophyta; Magnoliopsida; Brassicales; Brassicaceae
Exons: 12
Coding region: 146-1309 (387 amino acids)
Cellular component (GO): cytoplasm; nucleus
Molecular function (GO): nicotinamide-nucleotide adenylyltransferase activity; ATP hydrolysis activity
Source: RefSeq, a predicted model, not a curated record
CAAACAUUUCGGGGUUUUAGCGUAAUAUACAACUAUUUUGGGGCACAAAUUGUAAAUAUCGAAUUCUACACUGGGGGCGGCUAAUUUCCGGCACGAUUGAUCGAUCAUCAUCAAUGGGAGGAGACGAGAGAGAGCGAGAGAAACAAUGGGAGAGGCUGCGAUCCGUACCAUCGUCGAAGCCAUUCACUCAUCUCCGACGCAGGCCGUCGUCUAUCUUUCCGGCGGUGCCUCUCUGGCUUUAGGUUGGUUGAUGUCUGUUCCUGGAGCUUCCAACACGCUUCUCGAAGCCGUGGUUCCUUAUUCCAGAGUUUCUAUGGUCCAAUUACUCGGCAGGGUUCCGAGCCAACACUGUAGCCAAGCAAUGGCCAAGGAGAUGGCCUUGUUAGCCUACAAUCGGGCGCUUAAGCUCUCUAAACCAGGAUAUCCGGUUCUUGGUGUCGGUUUUACGGGAUCAUUGGCAACUUCUCCUCCUAAGCGUGGGGAUCACAGGUUCUUUUUGUCUAUGAGAGCAUCCAACCGGAUUUGGGAAUCUUCAGUCACUCUAACUAAGAACUUACGGAGCCGAGAAGAAGAAGAUAAGGUGUCAAGUUGUGCACUGAUCCAGGCUAUGGCCAAAGCAUGCCAAGUUUCUGGGACACUUGACUCUGGCUUGACCGAGUCUGAGGUGCCUUAUGAGUCUGAAACCCACUUUACUGAAGAACAAGAACUAGAGCAGCUUAUAAAUGGGCACUUGUGCUGUAAGAUUUAUCCAUUUUCUGGGGCACAUGGGUCUGAUGAAGAUAGAAAGAUUAUACUGCCUGGCUCUUUUAACCCAUUACAUGAAGGUCAUCUUAAGCUGUUAGAAGUUGCUAUGAGAGUUUGUGGGGGCGGGUACCCAUGUUUUGAAAUAUCUGCAAUAAAUGCCGACAAACCACCGCUUUCAGUUACACAGAUUAAAGAUCGUGUCAAGCAAUUUGAAGCAGUUGGAAAGACAAUAAUAGUUUCAAAUCAGCCAUACUUCUACAAGAAAGCUGAACUCUUCCCAGGAAGCAGUUUUGUAAUUGGCGCUGACACUGCAGCAAGGCUUGUCAAUCCAAAGUACUAUGAAGGAAGCUACAAAAGGAUGUUGGAGAUACUUGGUGAUUGCAAACGGACAGGUUGCACUUUCCUUGUUGGUGGCCGCAAUGUAGAUGGUGUAUUUAAGGUUCUUGAAGAUCUUGAUAUUCCAGAGGAAAUCAUCGACAUGUUUAUCUCAAUUCCAGCAGAUAUAUUCCGGAUGGAUAUAUCCUCUACAGAGCUUAGAAAAAAACAAGGGGGUAUUACUUCAUAAUACACGAAGUAAUGACCGUUCAACCCGCAUGAAAGUCUUGGCUUGCAAGAAAAUUUCUUUAGUGCAGUUGCUUUUUGAUUUGAUCUGUAUUGUUCCAUUCUAUUCGUUAUUAUGGAAUGCUUACAUAUUGUACAAAACAAGCUGCAUCAGCUUGGAAAGGGAAAUUUUCUUUGUUCUUGCCAUGCUUGUGAAAAAAUAAGAACCAACCUUCUUAGCUUGGUUUUAUGUUU